This is a messenger RNA of Eptesicus fuscus (big brown bat), 604 nucleotides long. It is a transcript of the gene RPS15A, whose product is annotated as ribosomal protein S15a. Gene Ontology annotation, molecular function: structural constituent of ribosome. Gene Ontology annotation, biological process: translation. The coding region runs from base 160 to 552 and encodes 130 amino acids. Gene Ontology annotation, cellular component: ribosome; cytosolic small ribosomal subunit. Lineage: Eukaryota; Metazoa; Chordata; Mammalia; Chiroptera; Vespertilionidae. The record is from RefSeq and is a predicted model, not a curated record. The transcript has 5 exons.
UUUUUGUAUAAUAGGACAAGACUGACAUUGGGUUAGUGGGAUUGAAGGACAAUGUUAGUACAGGGGCUGCUGGAUUUCAGAAGUCAGGAAAACGUCGGUGACUCUCGCUCCCGUGCGGAAUGACUGACGGACCAUGUCUGAUAUUUUCGUUCAGCCACAAUGGUGCGCAUGAACGUCCUGGCUGAUGCUCUGAAGAGUAUCAACAAUGCCGAAAAGAGAGGCAAACGCCAGGUUCUCAUUAGGCCGUGCUCCAAAGUCAUCGUCCGGUUUCUGACUGUGAUGAUGAAGCAUGGUUACAUUGGCGAAUUUGAAAUUAUUGAUGACCACAGAGCUGGGAAAAUAGUUGUGAACCUCACAGGCAGGUUGAACAAGUGUGGAGUAAUCAGCCCCAGAUUUGAUGUGCAACUCAAAGAUCUAGAAAAAUGGCAGAACAACUUGCUUCCGUCCCGUCAGUUUGGUUUCAUUGUACUGACAACCUCAGCGGGCAUCAUGGACCAUGAAGAAGCAAGACGAAAACACACAGGAGGGAAAAUCCUGGGAUUCUUUUUCUAGGGAUGUAAUACAUAUGUGGAAAUAAAAUGCCUCAAAGGACUCUGGUGCUUCA